Messenger RNA from Rhizophagus irregularis DAOM 181602=DAOM 197198, 801 nucleotides. Lineage: Eukaryota; Fungi; Glomeromycota; Glomeromycetes; Glomerales; Glomeraceae. The record is from RefSeq and is a predicted model, not a curated record.
AUGGGUUUGCCUUUAGAAACCCAUAAUAUUGAGGAUGAAGAUGAAGCUCUUCAUUAUUGUAUUAAUGAUAUGCAUAUUAGAAUAAAUAUCAUGGGAAUGGUUGCCGAUAGCAAUGAAGCUGUUUGCUGUUUUGGUAAUGGACCAGGUAUGAAUUGUUGUUGCGCUCUCAACAUGGUACUUCGUCAGGCACUUAUUAAUAAUGCUGAGGCAUAUGCGAAAGCUCAAGAGGAGGUUCUUUCUAUUCCAGGUACUUCAGUCAUUGAAGAUAUCCAAUAUGCAAUGUCUCUUCUCUACGAGCAAUAUAAGGCUGAAGAAUGGCCAGAUAUGUUCAAAGCAAAAUACGAUCUGUCUUGUGCAGAGUCUCCAACAAAAGAAGCCUUGGUUGCGGCCAGAUUUCUGGAAGAACACUCAAACAUAGCAGCUGUUUUAUAUCAACAGCAUAAUUAUGACUAUGACUGGAUCCUUAAUGAAUCUUCAAGAAUUCUAUCAAAUGCUAUAGGAGAAGAAUAUGAUGAUGAUUUUAUGAAAGAAAAUGACAACCUUGAAGAAUAUGAGGACGAGUUUGACAUAAUCGAAAAUGAAAAAGUAGAUGGCAAGACGUUUAAGCAAGAUUUUCAAGAUUAUAGUAUAAAUGGAGAAGACUUUGUCGAGUGUGAAGAAAGCUAUGGAAGUGAUUUUAGAUAUUUUUUUGGCAAUCAUUAUUUGCGUAUGGGAUUUGGGAUGUGUAUGUGGGAUCUUAGAGAUCAUUUGCUAAUCCUGAAGUCAUCUUUAUCAAUUUGCAAGGGGGAUUGGACACAAUAG